Camelus dromedarius (Arabian camel) is the source of this 795-nucleotide messenger RNA. RefSeq names its product uterocalin. NCBI's taxonomy places the organism in Eukaryota, Metazoa, Chordata, Mammalia, Artiodactyla, Camelidae. Gene Ontology annotation, molecular function: small molecule binding. The transcript has 7 exons. The record is from RefSeq and is a predicted model, not a curated record. Bases 1 to 795 code for a protein of 264 amino acids.
AUGAGCCUCCUGCUGCUGGCCACAGGGCUGACCCUGCUCGGCAGCCCCCAGACCCUGCACCAGGGGCCACAGGACUCCAACUUCAAUGAGACUCUGGUCAGCGGAGACUGGUUCUCAGCAGCGCUGGCCUCCAACAGACCAAGACUCCUGCAGGAGGGCGCGGACGCACAGCUUUUCAUCCACAGCAUCCAGGUGACCCCCAGGGCCCUGCAGCUCCACCUGCACAGGAAGGUAAAUGGUACAUGUGUCCCAGUCAUGACGGUGGCAAAUAAAACGAAGAGGAAAUUUCAGUACCUGAUGGAAUAUGGUGGCCAGAAAAGGAUCUUCCUGGAGGAAGUGGACCCCAAGAGCUACGUCAUAUUCUGCACCCACCACAAAGAACAAGGGAAGGAAACGGUGGUGGUGACCCUCUUCAGCCGGACCCCUAAGGUGACUCAGGACACCCUGCUGAUCUUUAAGAACUACUGCAAAAGCCACGGCAUUCACAAGACCAACAUCAUCAACGUGACCAAAGCUGAUCACUGCCUCCACGCCCGACAAUCGGCCCCAUCUGCCCCCAUCCCCAUCCCCGUCCCACCAAGCCCCCUCUCGCUCACAGGGGUGUCUCCCAGGCACUCUGCCACCUUCCCAGAAGGACCAGAAGAUCUUGGUCAACCCGAGGAGCCCUUCAGCCUCCCUGACCCUCUAGGAGCAGCCACCACCCUCCUGGAGGCCUUUCUUGGUGUGUCCAAUAAACGACUGCCCCGGACCCAGUGUGCUCUGGGGGCUUCACCUGUUCACGAGCCUGGCUGGUGA